AACAACAGCCCGGCGGGUUAUCGGAUUUCUAUGUUGCGAUUACGCCAUAGGCGCGCAACAACGUGGAUCGGGCAAUAAAUUUUGUAAGUGUAGCUCAUGGGACUUCAUGACUUAGUAAAAAUUAAGUUAUUAUGUACAAAGUAUGUUGGACAUUUUUUGGCGUAUGCAAUUGCGUUAAUUGCAACUUUCAGCAGCAAACAAAAUAAAGGAAGAUUUGCCAUGGCGGAGCAAAAUCCAAUCGUUGGAACUUGUCGUACAAUGUGUCCUGUAACAGAGUUUCGAUUUCGAAGCAAACACAAUUUACUACACUCGUUUGAAAGAGCCCGUCCCACACACCAACAAACCGCCAAAAACGAAACCAGUGAUCUCUGCGUAAAGGAAUUUCGGCGGUCGGCAGCAGGAGAAAAUGUGAGUGACCCAAGAAAUCUGCGGACUCCUGAAACUCUGCUACAGACGGUUAAUUAUCUCUUUACCACCAUUUUAUUUAAGGAGGGGGCACAGUUCAAUUUCAUUUAUGACUUUAUCUUUGACCGAUUACGAAGUGUUAGACAAGAUGCUGUUAUCCAGCAGCUACAAAUUGUCCAACCAAUGCUAUGUAUUGGUAUUCUUGAGCGCUGUGUACGAUUCUAUGUCUAUGCUGCCUACAGGGCAAAACUACAGCCAGGAUUGAACAUUGAGCUCCACAUUAACACGCAGCACACAAAUGACUGCUUAAAAACUUUGCUUCUAAUGUACAAAGGGGUCGGAUUUAAAUUCCGAGAAAGGGUAAAGCUACAUCACCGGCUGUCCCUAGUAGCUGUUCACAUGUUACUUCAUAUGCAAUGUCAUGACACACUGUGUGGUCUUCUUAUCAACGUUCCAUCGCAUUGGUGGAAACAAGAACCAUUGCAAACGGUUGUGGGCGUGAUAUUUGCAGUAUUCCACAAAAACUAUGUACGAGCAGUAAAACUAAGUCAAAAGCUGAUAUCAGAAAAGAGAAAUAUUGUUUUAAUUGCAUUCUCUUUAUCUGUGGAUGCUUUAAGAUUGGACUGUGUAAAAAUGCUGUGUCAUUCACACAGUUCAAAAGUGAGCAGUUUUCCUGCAGAAGAGCUACCACAUUGGUUAUUUCUUAAUUCAACAUCUGAUGUAACUGAACUUUGUAUGUCUUUAGGCCUGACUUGCACACCAACAAAUGCCAUUAAGUUUUCGAAAAAUGAUUUUGUAACCAAAGACAUUCCAUCUGCACGAGGUUGUAAUAUAUUUCAAGCUAUAGGUCAACUAAGCAACAAUGAAAUAAUAGGGAUUUUAAACUUUCCAUGAAUGUGAUAUCACCAAUUGCAAUUGAAAUAAAGUAUUUUUACAGAACCAAGUACAGGAUUGCUUAAGCCACAACAUGUGCAUGUUAAGGUGUGAAUUGAUUGCUAAAACUAGAAAACAGAUUAGCACAUUUACAUAAUAACUUAAUCUAUACUUUCGCAUCAUAACGCAAAAUUGCUUCAAAGCAUACCAGACA
This is a messenger RNA of Ciona intestinalis (vase tunicate), 1492 nucleotides long. The record is from RefSeq and is a predicted model, not a curated record. NCBI's taxonomy places the organism in Eukaryota, Metazoa, Chordata, Ascidiacea, Phlebobranchia, Cionidae.